Venturia canescens is the source of this 3324-nucleotide messenger RNA. RefSeq names its product glutamic acid-rich protein-like. Bases 119 to 2713 code for a protein of 864 amino acids. NCBI's taxonomy places the organism in Eukaryota, Metazoa, Arthropoda, Insecta, Hymenoptera, Ichneumonidae. The record is from RefSeq and is a predicted model, not a curated record. The transcript has 10 exons.
AUAUAUUGGAAAUAAAAUAAUCAAGUGCGUUCGUGUAUAAAAACGAAAAAAAAAACAAUUAAUAGACCGGAUCGUUCGUUAUUAUUAUUAAUUGCGUGUACACAAAAACUUUGCGAUCAUGGCCUCGUCAUCAUCGAGGGAUGAAAAUCACGGGACGACGACGUCGAUGGAUCAUCGUGAUGAGGAUGAUGAGAUAAAUUACUGUUUCGUCCAAUAUGCAGAUACUACAAAAGAGAGAGAAGUUGUUGCCGUCAGCGACAUAUUUCGUGGAAAACGUCGGAAAAGUCGAAUGCAAUGUGACAGCGAAUUUAUUAAAAUGUAUUCGAGAAACCCUAAUGUAAACGUGCCACUGCGAGUUAAAAAAUAUAAUCCUCUUACCAAUGAUACCGUGGAGUAUCAUAAAAUACGUGUCAUCCUCUCGUAUGCUGCAACGGCGGAUAAGCUGAAGAGGAUAAAUGAGGCCGCCGCAGAGCUUGGUCGAGGUAAAAGAACUGUCAGAAAGAAAAAUUUCUUCGACUCACCUUUCGUAGAAAAAAGCCCAAUUGUAAAUGCCGGUAAUCGACGUGACAUUGCUGCUGCUGCUGCUGCUGCUGCUGCUGCUGGACAAAUGGAAACUCAACAAUUGUCGAACGAAGAAGAAUUACACAUCAAAGAAAACAAGCGAACGAGAAAAAACAUAAAGCAGAUUGAGGCUCAACUCAUGCUUGAAUUGGAGGGUACUGAAGAAAUCAAACCGAUGUUGAAGCUCGUUAAAGAGCAGCCGUUGCCAAAAACAGGGCCAGCGAUAGGGAAUGACGAAGGAACGCCAUUAAGUCAGAGCAGCGGUUUUACAAGUAUCUGUAAGACUGACGAUGAGGACGUGGAUAAAGAAUUCAAUAUGAGUACACCAAAGACAUGGCGGGACGAAGCCGCUUUUGGACCGAAAAGUACUUCGAGAAGCAACUAUACCAAUUAUUCAAUGGAUUCCGAGAAUACUGCGGAAGCAAGAAAAACGAUUUUCGGGAAUGCCGGUAGCUGUGACAACGACACGAACGUCAGUGACGAUGAUUCCAAUGGGGUCCGAAGAAGAAAUAGUCAAUUGGAAGGUGGAAAGGCUGGAGGAAAAGUAGUACCAGUAUUGAAAGAAAUAGCGUCGCCGAGUAAAGAAGAACAACAGCAUUGCAACAAGAUUAUUUCCGAAGUCAAGGCCGCCGCCGAUUCCCGUGCAAGAUCGAAUGAAGAUUCGAGUUUGACGGAUGAACGAGCACUUGGAGGAGGAGGAGGACGAGGACGACCCCCCUCCUCGCCGGAUGAACACAAUCCCGGUCGUAACGAUGAUGGCGAGGGAGAAGAAAUCGCUGCUCCACCGACAAUAAACAUUAACGAUUAUCCCAACGACGACGACGACGACGAUGCGAAUAACGAAAGUGUUUCUAUCCAUUCAAGAUUAACGAAAGAAAAAGGAAUAAAACGAAAAAGGAAGGAAAAUGAGACAAAUGUCGGGAGAAGCCGUGGCUCGGUGUCUUGUUCCUGGUCAAAUGAAAAUGCAUCCGCCGCCGAUUCCCGUGCAAGACCGAAUGAAGAUUCGAGUUUGACGGAUGAACGAGCACUUGGAGGAGGAGGAGGACGAGGACGACCCCCCUCCUCGCCGGAUGAACACAAUCCCGGUCGUAACGAUGAUGGCGAGGGAGAAGAAAUCGCUGCUCCACCGACAAUAAACAUUAACGAUUAUCCCAACGACGACGACGACGACGAUGCGAAUAACGAAAGUGUUUCUAUCCAUUCAAGAUUAACGAAAGAAAAAGGAAUAAAACGAAAAAGGAAGGAAAAUGAGACAAAUGUCGGGAGAAGCCGUGGCUCGGUGUCUUGUUCCUGGUCAAAUGAAAAUGCAUCCGCCGCCGAUUCCCGUGCAAAACCGAAUGAAGAUCAGCAGCAGCAGCAACGUCACGCUCGAAUCGAUCAACAAGCGCGGCAAAGGAUGACGGCAGAGAGAAGAUGUAUGAAUUUGGAAUCUUAUUCAUCCAAAGAGCUUAUUCAACUCGUGCAGGAGCUCAAAGCGGAGUUGAAAUGGAGCGAAAUAUGUAAAAGAAAAUUAAAAGAAUUGAUUAAUAAGAUUGUAACGAGUGUACCCAAGUUGGAGGACAUCAACCGAACGAUAGAGGAUAUUGAAAAUCGUGAUCAUAACGCUGAAACACCCGCACUGUUGGAUGAUCUACCUGAAGAAGCGGCAGACGGUACGGUAACCGUGAUAGGGAGAAAGUGGGAUUACAGAAGAUUCCGAGAAGCAUCGCAAACGCACAAGGACACAGCAAGGAUAGUCGCGUUAGCGAAAUCCCUAUGGCCCAAUGAGGCGAUGCGGCGGAGAAUGGUCCUAAAAAAACGAACCAACAGCCCAAAUGAUUGCAUUGAAAUAAAGUUGCAGGACCUGAUGGCGAUAAAAAAUGUGGCUGAAAUGAUGGACGGAUUAAGAGAUUUGCAAAUGAAAUAUAAAUGCCAACUCAAACAGUACAAACGAGUAAUCGGCAACAUGAUAAAAUGUCUCCGUAAUAGAAGUAAAAAAUCGCAAGCGAACGCAGCGAGAAACCCUCGAGAGAAUGCAGACUACGGCGACAGGAACGAAGAUGAUGAUGAUGAUGAUGAAGAAGAAGAAGAAGAAGAAGAAGAAGAAGAAGAAGAAGAAGAAGAAGAAGAAGAAGAAGAAGAAGAAAGGAAUAACAACGAGAACGAGAAUUAGAACGAGUGAAAACCUCAUUCAUGAAAAACAAUAUUUCAGCGUACACUUUCCCUGGUUAGAUGCAACUGCAGAGACGCUCAAGCUUUUUUUUUAUAUAUAUUUCAUUUUUUCAUUGAUCCCGGUAUAUGUUAUUCGGAAUGGCGCACACUUUUGUGGUUACUCUUUUAUUAGUAAUCGUUUCUUUCUACACAGGUCAUCUUGAUUAUAAUCGAUAAAGUUUACAUUAUAUUCAUUAACAAUAUUUCAACAUAAAAUAUCCAACGGCUGAGCAUUUUGUUCAAAACGCUGAAUUAAUGGUAUUCUUUACUUACUCUAUAAUAUCGAUAUAUUUCUUCAGCUUCUACCUUCAUAAAUUUUCGUUAAAAACAACAUCUACUACUCCAACUCUACUUUCUCAAACUUUUUCAACCGUUCAUUUACGGUACGUAAAAAAUAUUUAUGUACCACAGUUGAUGUGGCAUAACUUCAGAAUAGUAUAAUUAUUAAAUACUAUUAAUGGUAUGUAAUGUAAUUAUUUUUCCACAUCAUCUCCGUGAAGCAAAAUUAUAUUUCUUUUGCAUUACUUUGAAAAUAAUUAAUAAUAAUAAAAUAUUGUUUAUGUUAUGUUAUAA